Panicum virgatum (switchgrass) is the source of this 856-nucleotide messenger RNA. RefSeq lists its product as uncharacterized. The coding region runs from base 107 to 631 and encodes 174 amino acids. The record is from RefSeq and is a predicted model, not a curated record. The transcript has 4 exons. Lineage: Eukaryota; Viridiplantae; Streptophyta; Magnoliopsida; Poales; Poaceae.
CUACUGCGUGCACACAGGUAUAUAUCCUUGCGCCCGUGCACACAUGUUCACACAAAACAAACUUCUUUUCCCCCUGUGAAUUGCGAUCACAAGAACUCAGAACUCCAUGGGACAAGGAGCUGCGAAGGCGAAGCAAGGGGGUGAGGAGGCAGCGCAGAGGACGGAGAAGAAGGACGAGAAGAAAGCGCACAAAUCCAACGAUGCAGACGCGCUCAUUGCGUUCAUGAAGCAGAACUACAGCGACAAAGUGAAGCAUGUAAAGAGCUUCGAUGAAUUCUACCACUCCAUUUACGAGCUCAUCCAGAUGUUCUGCGAGAGCCGUGGGCAGUUGCAGUACAGGAUACCAUCAAAAGAGGAGCUCAAGAAACAGUACGAGAAGGCCCACCCCUGGAACUCGGGCAACCUGACCCAGGAGCAGUUCGAGAAGAUCGCGACGGGGAUCCUCAAGGUGGAGAGCUUCACCUUCGGCAGGGCCGCCGUGGACAUCCUCGUCGUCCUCUUCGGCGUCCCCGUGUGCGCGCUCCUCACCAAGAGGGUCGUCCCGGGCCUCAAGGCCAUCUCCGACGACAUCGUCAUCCCGGCCGCCACCUCCGGCGCCGUCGUCUACCUCGCCAAGUCCAACAAGCUCUGACCGGCGCCGCCGUGCCGUGCACCUCGCCACGCCCGCGGGAAAAAGCAAACACAGGGUGGUGGCGCAUGUUUGUUUCACCGGAAAAAAUGUCAUAUAUGUUGUAAACAAACUGUAAAAAACAGUAAACUGUGUCAGAUCUCGAAAGAUUGAACCGUUGGAAAAAAAAGGGGGGCUGGGUUACCGUACGUACAGCUUGGUGAAAUGGGAUUUGUUUGAAGUUUACCA